Molecule: messenger RNA, 603 nt
Organism: Prorocentrum cordatum
Lineage: Eukaryota; Dinophyceae; Prorocentrales; Prorocentraceae
Source: the annotation of a GenBank genome assembly
AUGCUCCGAGUGGGGCUGUUCAACGACCUUGUGAAUAGCGGCUUGUUCUAUUUCAUGACGCGCGAUGGCGCGACGUGCGCGAUGCUGGGCCUGGUGGGCAAAGCUGCGGCGCUACGCGUGGUUUACAGAAUCGCAUCGCGUGAAGCAGAGGCCGCGUGGGGGAAGUUUCAGACGCGCUGGCUCGUGCCGUUCGGGAUCGCGCAGAUCCUCGCGGUCGAUCGCGACGGCGCCUCCCAGUGCGUCUUCCUCGACACUUGCAGGGCGAUGGGGGCUUGCGUCAGGUGCGUGCCGCCUGGGGCCCAUCGGCAGUUGGGUUUGGCCGAGUCGGGCAAAGGCGCUGCGCGCCGCGUCUUCGAGACGCCGGCCGCGCAUUUCGCUGCCUUCGGGCGAGUGCCGACUUUGCCGGCCGAGCUCUUGGCCGAUGCUACGUCCGCCAAGUACUUCCGCAACGUCACUCAGGACCAGAUGCUUGCCCGCGGGGAAAGGUGCCGCAUCGAGGCGGCGAAUGCGACCGCCGACCGCGAGGCGGGCGAGGCCCUUCGCGCGCCCCUUCUGCGCCGGCCGGUCAAUUGCAAAGAGUGCGACUUCGUGGCCGGACAGCGG